CAUACUGCGGACUGGCUUCCCAUUCUUGACUCAAGCCUGACAGAAGGAUUUUAUAAUAAAGGCACUACCCGUCAAGUCGGUGGAGCGAUGGCGGGACUGCUGGAGGCUGCCCUCGCAGCGUGCCUGUGCAAAGUGGGCCUUAGCAUCCUCUGGCUCCGCAUGGUCCGAGGAGGAUCCCUGAGCUCGGUGGGGCUGUGCUGCGGCUGCCUCCUGCUCCUCACCGACCUCGCUAUCACGCUGUUCCUGGCGUUCCUUCGGCUAGCUCACCCCUGGCUGGUGGCCUUUCCUGUUUCUGCCGACAUCAUUGCUCUCCGCUUUCUCCUCUUCCUCACUCACACCUACUGGGGCGUGAUGCUGCUCUCCACCCCUCUGGUCGCCAUGGAGAUGGCCUUCCAUCUCCGCUGGCCCCACCUCAGAGGGAUGGAGGGAGAGGGGGAUGGAGGGAAGGAUUUACAGACAAGGGGAGAAGAGUGGCGCACUCCUCUGUAUUCUGAGCGAGGGGAGAUGGACAACGGAAAGGCGGUCAGUCAGGCCGCCCCAGAGAGAGCAGAGCGGUCAGAGGGGGACAGUUCCUCUGCGGCUGUUCUGGCCCACAUCGCCUGUGUCUUGAGCUGCCUAUUGGCGUGGUGCAUCUCUGGGCUCCGCGCCGAGCGCCGCUGGAACCUGGACAUACACGCCGUCAAGCUCUGCCUGAUGGGAGACACUGGUGGUGGUGGUGGCGGCGGCAUCAGCUCUCUCUGGCGCUGUCUCCCCAGCCUGCUCUCUGUGGCCUGGCCAGAUGUCAGUGAGCCCUUCUGGGGCCUUCUUGCAGCUGUGGUCCUCCUGGGGCUCUAUUGGACCCUAAGUCUCCUCAGCCUAAGGCCGGACGCUGAAUGCGUUUGCCCAGAGAGGGCUGAGGGUUCACCAGUGGACGAAAAGGACGAAAGAAAACACUCAAACACGGAUGUCCUGGAGCAAGCGCAAACAGCCAGAAUGGGCCCAAUGAGCGCAGAGCUUUCUCUGGAGUGGAAGAGGGAGCGGGAGCCCACGACGAACGCGGAUGUCCGAGUGCAAAUGCAAACACGACAUGUUUCCCGUGCGCCCGUUAAUCCCUCAGGUGGCGGCUGGACAAAUCGCCUCACUGUUGACACAGAAACAACAAUCGACAGGUGCCGUGUUCUCAGCACUGAGCGACGGCAACCGCCCUAUCCUCAUGGAAAGUGCCACCUUUCAUCUCCGGGCUUUGUGUCAGUACCUGACAGUUGCGGGUCUCCAACUGAAGCCGAGAAGGUGGUUAGGCAAAUGCAAGACAAACAACUGCCGACGCACGGACAGCACCCACUGCGUCAAAGCAGAGCCACGGCAGAGAAUAUGUGCUUCACGUGUACAGCGGCACAGUCAGACAGUGGCAGGACAAGGACUGACCCUCAGCAGUUGCAGCUGCAGUGGUGCCCCCGACGCUGCUGCCAGACAAGGGCUUUCCAGGGGGGAUCCCCCAGCCCGAGAGGCCUGCUGAUAGCGGCGCUAGUGUGGGGGAUCUUUAUCUGCUUCUUCCCCAUGGCUCUGGGCUUCAGUGUCUUAAUCAUACGACACACAGAGACUCUGGUUUUGUUUGGGCUGAAAGUCCUUGGGCAGACCCCGCCACAUGACAAACACACCGAGUCAACAAGGACAGAGUGUACGGGGUCAUGAGUGUGUGUGUUUGUGUGCUGAUGUAAAAAAAGAGCUAUGUAUUGAUUGAGUAUGUAUGUAAGAGACAGCAGUGACUGCCCCUUAAUGUCAACAGAAGUUUGUCUAUGUGUUUGUUCAUGUUAGAGAGAGCAGUGUGUGUGUGUGUGUGUGUGAAUGUCAAACAGAGUAGUGUGUGUGUGUCUGUGUGUGAUUUGAAAUGAAUGUGUGAAUGAAUACAGCUGGUCUGUCCCCACUACUGGGGAGUAAAUAUGCCUCUCAUACAUGUGGUGUUGGGAGUAACAGAGAUAAGGGUUUAUGGUUGAAGCCAAUAAAAGAUGUUUUGAAUAAGCAUCACCAUGAUAUUAGCGAUCAGUUGUUUACAUCCAGUUUAUGUUUUCUGUUAAACCAUGAUCUAUGUGAAAUGUUUGACUUCAUGACUGCAGAGCAGCAUUCAUGCAGCUUUGUUGAUUUUGGAAAUAAAACUGAAAAGUUUUAGUUGCA
This is a messenger RNA of Alosa alosa (allis shad), 2151 nucleotides long. RefSeq lists its product as uncharacterized. The transcript has 3 exons. The coding region runs from base 88 to 1671 and encodes 527 amino acids. The record is from RefSeq and is a predicted model, not a curated record. NCBI's taxonomy places the organism in Eukaryota, Metazoa, Chordata, Actinopteri, Clupeiformes, Clupeidae.